AUGACUUCCUCGUUCGCGCCCCUCGAUGCGCCGAACUUCAAGAGCGGAGAUGACAAGAAGAGGGUUGCAUAUUUCUACGAUUCUGAUGUUGGAAACUACGCAUACGUUGCUGGCCAUCCUAUGAAGCCGCACAGAAUCAGGUUGGCGCACAGCUUGAUCAUGAACUACGGCACUUACAAGCACAUGGAAAUCUACCGAGCGAAACCUGCUACUCGACAUGAGAUGACCCAAUUCCACACCGACGAGUACAUCGAUUUCCUCCAAAAGGUUACUCCGGACAAUAUGGACACCUUCUCCAAGGAGCAAGGAAAGUACAAUGUUGGUGAUGAUUGUCCUGUCUUCGACGGUCUCUUCGAGUUCUGCGGUAUUAGUGCUGGUGGUAGUAUGGAAGGUGCUGCGCGUCUCAAUCGUGGCAAGUGUGAUAUUGCGAUCAAUUGGGCUGGUGGUCUCCAUCACGCAAAGAAGAGCGAGGCGAGCGGUUUCUGCUAUGUUAACGAUAUCGUUCUGGGCAUCAUUGAGCUUUUACGAUUCAAGAAGCGAGUCCUCUACAUUGACAUCGACGUCCAUCACGGUGAUGGUGUUGAGGAGGCUUUCUACACCACCGAUCGUGUCAUGACAGUCUCCUUCCACAAGUAUGGCGAGUACUUCCCAGGAACUGGUGAACUUCGCGACAUUGGUGUUGGCCAAGGCAAGAACUACGCCGUCAAUUUCCCACUCCGCGAUGGCAUUGAUGACACCACCUACAAGUCCAUCUUCGAGCCAGUCAUCAAGGCCGUCAUGGAUUACUACCAGCCAGAGGCUGUCGUCCUUCAAUGUGGUGGUGACAGCUUGUCUGGCGAUCGCCUUGGAUGCUUCAACCUUAGCAUGAGAGGCCAUGCCAAUUGCGUGAAGUUCGUCAAGAGCUUCAACCUCCCUACCCUUGUCCUUGGCGGUGGUGGAUAUACCAUGCGCAACGUAGCUCGUACCUGGGCUUACGAAACCGGCAUACUCGUUGGUGAGGAACUCGACUCAACCCUACCAUACAACGAGUACUACGAGUACUAUGGCCCUGAUUAUGAGCUGGAUGUCCGUGCCUCAAAUAUGGACAACGCCAACUCAAAGGACUACCUGGAGAAGAUCAAGAUCCAAGUCAUUGAGAAUCUCAAGGAAACAGCCCAUGCUCCUUCAGUUCAAAUGACCGAUGUCCCUCGCACCACCAUGACUGGAGGCGUCGACGAGGACGAGGACAUCCUUGAUGACAUGGAUGAGGACGAGAAUAUCGAUACGCGAUCUUCGAAGCGACGCAACGAUCAGCGUAUCGCUCGAGAUGACGAGCUUGAUGAGAGUGAAGAUGAAGAGGAGAAUUACAAGAAUGGUGUUCGCCCACAAGAUGGUGCAAGCAAGCGACGAAAUAUUAUGGACUAUCAGAACGAGAACACUGCUGCUUCCGACGUUGACAUGGACAGUGGCGUCGUCACACCCGCUCCCCCAACGCCUCCAUCACCUCCAGUGGCACAACUACCUACCACGCUCUCUGCCGAAGUAGGAUCCAAUGCACCAUCACGAGCCGACACACCUAAACCUGUCGUUGAUACCGAAGGAGAUAUCGACAUGACUGAUGGUCCAGCUGAACCUGUCAAAUCACCUGCCGCUCCAUCACCAGCUCCAGCUACAGUCCCGACUGUGGAGACCGUUGCCAAGCCCGCUGAACCAGAGCCAGCCCAAGUCAAACAGGAAGGAGAGACUGAGCCUGCCGAAGCCGAGAUUCCAGCGGAUGAGCCGCCAAAGCCCAGCGAGGCGCCAGAGUCGGUCGCAGAAGCGGUUACAGAGGCGAAUGCUGAGGUCAAUGCCGAGAUCAUGGAACGAAAAGCCAGCGUUGCGGAGGCUGAACCAUGA
Messenger RNA from Cadophora gregata, 1875 nucleotides. It is a transcript of the gene RPD3, whose product is annotated as histone deacetylase. NCBI's taxonomy places the organism in Eukaryota, Fungi, Ascomycota, Leotiomycetes, Helotiales, Ploettnerulaceae. The coding region runs from base 1 to 1875 and encodes 624 amino acids. The record is from RefSeq and is a predicted model, not a curated record. Gene Ontology annotation, molecular function: histone deacetylase activity. The transcript is spliced from 4 exons.